AUGCCCGAUCACCUGAUGGACUGGCUGCAAGACAAGGCCCUCGGCUGGUCUCACCGUCCUCCCGUCAACAAGGUCGACACUCACCAUCACUUCGUGCCUCCCUUUUAUCGCAAAGGUUCUAGCCUCACAUGCAUGAAUGUCGCCCACCAGCUUACAAGAAAUGUAGCCGUAGAAGACGCCGGAGGUGACCCCAGUGGAUGGCCGACUCCCCACUGGUCGGCCACUCGCUCUGAGCUUCUGAUGAACCGUCUGGGUGUUCAAACCGCCAUCCUAUCCGUGACAGCGCCGGGGGCCUGUAUCCUCAAAGGAACAGCCUCCUUUGCGCUAGCCCGCCAGCUCAACGAGUACGCCGCCGAACUUCGAGACCGCAACCCUCAACGCUUUGGCUUUUUCGCCUCCCUCCCAAGCCUCCUUGACACCGACGCAACUCUUAGCGAGAUUGCCUACGCCCUCGACACCCUACACGCCGACGGUGUUACUCUAUUUACCAGGUACGGGGACUCGAAUGUCUACCUAGGUCAUCGCUCACUAGAGACGAUCUGGGCGGAACUCGACCGCCGUAAGUGCGUAGUCUUCAUCCACCCCACGCAUCCAGUCGAUACCACCCCUGUCAACCCCAAAAUGCCCCAACCGGUGGUGGACUACCCGCACGAAACCACUCGUUCUGCCAUGGAUAUGAUUCUGCAAGGUACUCGGUCUAAAUACCCAAAUUGCAAGGUUAUAUUGUCCCAUGCAGGCGGCGCGCUGCCGUAUCUCAUUAGCCGUGUGGCGACGCCGAUGCGUCGGGUGCCGGAUGUGGCGGCUUCAUAUAGAAUGGGCACGACUUAUGAGCAAGUGAUGCGUGACUUUCGCAGCUUCUAUUAUGAUCUGGCGCUGUCGUCGUCGCCGCAGGUCCUGGAUAUGGCUUUGAAGACGAUUCCGAGGGAUCAUUUGUUAUACGGGAGUGACUUUCCCUAUGCCCCUGCGCCCGCCUAUCCUGGCUUCCUGGAGGAUCUGGAGAGUUACGAGAUGGAGCAGGAGCUCCGGGACAUGAUCAAUUUCGGGAAUGCAACCAAGCUGAUUCCAAGAUUAGCCAGAGGGAAUGACCGUAACUUGCUAGCAUAA
Aspergillus udagawae is the source of this 1104-nucleotide messenger RNA. RefSeq names its product amidohydrolase family protein. The coding region runs from base 1 to 1104 and encodes 367 amino acids. Gene Ontology annotation, molecular function: hydrolase activity; carboxy-lyase activity. Lineage: Eukaryota; Fungi; Ascomycota; Eurotiomycetes; Eurotiales; Aspergillaceae. Gene Ontology annotation, cellular component: cytoplasm; cytosol. Gene Ontology annotation, biological process: secondary metabolic process. The record is from RefSeq and is a predicted model, not a curated record. The transcript has 2 exons.